This is a messenger RNA of Frieseomelitta varia, 1589 nucleotides long. RefSeq names its product 26S proteasome regulatory subunit 8 (gene Rpt6). Gene Ontology annotation, biological process: proteasome-mediated ubiquitin-dependent protein catabolic process. Gene Ontology annotation, molecular function: ATP binding; ATP hydrolysis activity; proteasome-activating activity. Gene Ontology annotation, cellular component: proteasome regulatory particle, base subcomplex. NCBI's taxonomy places the organism in Eukaryota, Metazoa, Arthropoda, Insecta, Hymenoptera, Apidae. The transcript has 6 exons. The record is from RefSeq and is a predicted model, not a curated record. Bases 170 to 1387 code for a protein of 405 amino acids.
UUACAAAUUAAGAUCGAGUAUUCGCAUUGUAGGUUUCAAUGACAAGCAAUUCUUACAAUAAUAUCACACAGAAGUAACAAGUUUUGAACUUUUUUACUUAUUUUUAUAAGUAAAUGAACAUAUAAGAACAAUUAAAAUCAGUAGCUGGUUGUAAAUAGUGAGUGUAACAAUGACGCUCACAAAUAAGAUGGAAAUAGAUGAGAAAAUUAUGAAGGGAGAAGGUUUUAAACCGUAUUAUAUUACUAAAAUCGAAGAACUUCAAUUAAUCGUAGCUGAAAAAAGUCAAAAUUUAAGGAGAUUACAAGCUCAACGUAAUGAGCUUAAUGCAAAAGUACGUAUGCUGCGUGAAGAGCUACAACUUCUACAAGAACAAGGAUCCUAUGUUGGAGAAGUUGUUAAACCCAUGGACAAGAAGAAAGUGUUAGUUAAAGUACAUCCUGAAGGAAAAUUUGUAGUAGAUAUAGAUAAGAAUAUCGAUAUUAAUGAUGUGACUCCAAAUUCGAGAGUUGCACUACGUAAUGAAAGUUACACAUUACAUAAAAUUUUACCAAAUAAAGUUGACCCGCUUGUUUCUCUCAUGAUGGUGGAGAAGGUACCAGAUUCUACAUAUGAAAUGGUGGGAGGUUUAGAUAAACAAAUUAAAGAAAUUAAAGAAGUUAUUGAAUUGCCUGUUAAACAUCCUGAAUUAUUUGAUGCUCUUGGAAUUGCUCAACCUAAAGGUGUACUCUUAUAUGGUCCACCAGGCACAGGCAAAACAUUAUUAGCAAGAGCAGUUGCACAUCAUACUGAAUGUACUUUUAUUCGUGUAUCUGGUUCUGAAUUGGUACAGAAGUUCAUUGGUGAAGGUUCACGAAUGGUUCGUGAAUUGUUUGUAAUGGCAAGGGAACAUGCACCAUCUAUAAUAUUCAUGGAUGAAAUUGAUUCAAUUGGAAGUUCUCGUAUUGAAUCUGGUUCUGGAGGAGAUAGUGAAGUUCAAAGAACUAUGCUUGAAUUACUCAAUCAAUUGGAUGGUUUUGAAGCAACAAAAAAUAUUAAAGUUAUCAUGGCUACAAACAGAAUUGAUAUAUUGGAUCCAGCGUUGUUAAGGCCGGGACGUAUAGACCGUAAAAUUGAAUUCCCACCUCCAAAUGAAGAAGCGCGACUUGAUAUUUUAAAAAUUCAUUCGAGAAAAAUGAAUUUAACACGCGGUAUAAAUUUAAGGAAAAUUGCCGAACUUAUGCCUGGUGCAUCAGGUGCAGAAGUGAAGGGUGUAUGCACGGAAGCCGGUAUGUAUGCUCUCAGAGAACGUCGUGUUCAUGUUACUCAAGAAGACUUUGAAAUGGCUGUAGCAAAAGUUAUGCAGAAAGAUUCAGAAAAGAAUAUGUCUAUCAAGAAGUUAUGGAAAUAAUUAGUUUCGUCCUAUAGUUAUAUUGGUUUGCACUUUUUUGUAAAACUAUUUAUAAAUUCUGUAUAACUUCGAUUGAAAUAUAUACAAAACGAAGGUUAUAUAAUUGUAAGGAAAAAUACAUUAAAAGAAAUUACUAUCAAUGUAAAGAUUCAAUAAUGUGCAUCUAAUUAAAUGAAAUGAUUAAAUAAUACUAUAAAUUAUA